Messenger RNA from Planococcus citri (citrus mealybug), 5725 nucleotides. RefSeq names its product PAX transcription activation domain interacting protein (gene Ptip). The record is from RefSeq and is a predicted model, not a curated record. NCBI's taxonomy places the organism in Eukaryota, Metazoa, Arthropoda, Insecta, Hemiptera, Pseudococcidae. The transcript is spliced from 23 exons. Bases 340 to 5151 code for a protein of 1603 amino acids.
CAUUUUCUUGCGAGUUUGUUGUCAAUUGUCUUCGAAAUCUCAAGAAGAAAUUCGAAUUCGAGUUUCGAAAUUUUGAUCACGGAGUUGCCAGGAUUUCAUCCAUGAACUCGAAGCUCAUCUUUGAUAUGCCUUUCUCUUAUUAGUUCAAUCGUUAAAUAAUGUGCGCAUUGUGGUUAAUAGUGGAUAAAUUACUCAAUCUGUGGAUAUAAACAUCUUAGAUAAGUACAGACUUUUAUCCUUUGCGUGAAUUCAUGACAGCUUGAUGUAGUCAGCUGUCAUUCAGCGUCGGUGUUUCACCAGAAAUUCUGCUCUGAAAUCCGUUCUGUAUCAAGCUGAAAGAUGGAUACUGGUGGUUCGACAAAAUUUAUUGCGUCAAAUCAGAAAUUGUUCGCAUCUGUUAAAUUUUACUUGAGUGGAAAUGUCAGAGGAGAGGUAAUCAAUGCCCUGAAAGAAGGUGGUGCUGAAGGUACGAAUUAUUUUUCGGACUUUGUCACACAUUGUAUCAUUGGAGAUAACUAUUCCGAUAAUGAUAUUAGCGAUGCAAGGGAUCUUUAUGAAGUUCCCGCCAUUAUUCAAGACUGGGUUUCAAUGUCCAUCCGCUGCAAGAAACUGUUACCUACCAAAGCUUUUUCAGCUCCAGAUCAAUGUUUAUUCAGUGGGAUAUCAGUAUGUUUAUCUCAAGUUAGUCAGUCUGACUGCAAAUCGUUAUGGGCUUUAGUUACGUUUAAUGGAGGAUCAUGUACAUUAACGCUGAAUAGAAAAACUACUCACUUGAUCACUAUCAAAACUGAUCACGCUAAAUACGAAUAUGCUAUGAAUAAAGCUGCGGGCAGUAUAAAAAUAGUUACUCCGGAUUGGUUAAUAGAUAGUAUUCAAAGUAAAACAAUUUGCACUGAAUCAUUGUAUCAUCCACGACUUUUGAUUUCUCCCAAAGUUACGUCACCAUCAUCAACAACUCACAUCACUGGUUUUGAAGACAUCGAUUCAACAGUUCAGCCUGCACUCGAAGUAAAAGAUAAUGGCGAUUUGGAGCAAUUGAAACAAAGAUUACCAUGGAAUCAGCUUUCAUCAAAUGAAAAAGGAAGUAAUUCGGAAUCUCAACGGAAUUCUCAGAAUAAUCAGUUUACUCCGCCCGCAAGCGUGUUGUCAUCAGUUCCUCAGUCAAAAGUAGUAUCUAAUAUUGCUCUUUCCCAGAUAGGUCGAAGUCAGUCUCAACUAUUACAUAUUUCCGGUGUUCAAAUGCAUCAACAAACCAAUCAAAUCCUGCAAAUUCCUACGCAACCAUCUCAGACAACUCAGGGACCUUCUGUUUCCACAGUUCCAGCAUCUAUGUUAUCUACAUCUUCAAUGCAAAUGAUGACGCCAUCAUCUAGCGUUUCUCAAACUAAUGUUACAAUGUCGAAUACUAACGCUUCUCAAUCGCAGUCAAUAGGAUUGACACAGUUUUUACAUUCAUCAACAGCAGGGGUUACUAAUCAUUUGACGACGUUAUCUAAUAGCAAUCAGACACCGAAUAAGGUGCAGUUUGUACCUCAACAAUUACUAAUACAGGGUCAACAAGGUAAUCCGCAGAGUAACAUAAUACAACAACAACAGUUGAUUCUUCAAAAACGUAAUGUUCCUCAUCCACAAAGAAUACUAGUUCAGCAGCAAUUAGUUGCCCCAGGAGGAGUUACCUGGCGCACAGGCAAUGUUGUUCAACAACAAACACCUCAAGGCUCACAACAGCAAAUUCAAAUUGGAAAUCAAUUCACGUUGUCUUCUCCGAAUGUUACUCAAGUAAAUUGGCAGCAGCAGCAACAACAGCAGCAGCAACAGCAACAACAACAACAACAACCUCAGCAACAGCAACUGCUAUUGUUACAGCAACAUCAACAUCAACAACAACAACAAGUGCACGGUAAACAAAUGCAGCAGCAAAUUGUUCAGCAAAAUGUGCCAGGUCAAGCCCAGCAAAUACAGCAGCAAAUGAUGCAACAACAGCCUCAACAAAUUCAGCAACACAUUCAACAACAGCAGCCGCAACAAUUUUUGCAGCAAGCGAUCACACAGCAACAACAAAUAUCCCAACCGGGUCAAAAAAUUAUCCAACAACAAAUUCCUCAGCAGCUAUUACAGGUGCAGCAGCAACAACCGCAACCGAAUCAGCAACAAUUAGGACAGCAACGGCAUGGUAUUAUUUGGACACAACAGUUACCUAAUUCCACUUCCGAAGAAAUCCAUAUGGAUGCGAAAACUCAUCAACAGCUGCAAUCAAUGACGAACGUAGAACGUACUGAGUUUAUUAAAAAACUACAUUACCAGAAAAUACUUCAGCAAAUACAGCGUCAGCAGCAGCAGCAGCAGCAGCAGCAGCAACAACAACAAUUGCAGCAAAAUCCCAACCAAAUGCAGCAGAGACAGUUGACACAAUCUAUUGUAAGUGGAACUACAAAUAUCGUUCGUCAAGUGGGCCCUGGAGGACAAACUGUUAUCCGGGCCAUUCCGCCUGGAAUAGUGCCUGCUGGGUUAACUCAACAGCAGCAGUUACAGUGGUUACAGCAGAAGCAGUUAUUAUUACAACAAAGUCAUCAGCAAAAUGUGGUUAGGACACCAGUUCUAACUACUAUUAAAGGAAACAUAGUGCAGCAAGUUCAACAAAUUCCUGUCCAACAGCAACAGCAAUUACAGCAGCAAACAAAUCAACAGCAACAAACCCAACAGGCAGUUAUGCAUUCUCCCUCUCAACAACUAAUUAACACAGCGAUUUUACCAAACGCAGCCGAUGGUAAUUCUGUUUCUGUUUGGCAAAGAAGAACUGAUCCAAGCCAUCCAGUCACGUCACAGCAGUUAGUUCAAUUGCAGCAAAGGCAGCACUUACAAAGACUCCAAAUCUUACAAGAUAAUCAAAAACAACAGCAGCUGUUACAACAACAGCAGCAGCAGCAGCAACAACAACAACCUGGUUAUCCGCAGCAAGGUGGUCUUACAUCAAACACUCCAAACCAGAUGGCUACUGCUCAACAAGGUCAAAGCGUUGGUCAAGUAGCAUUGAAUACCAUACCUGCAUCUUCCCCUCAAAAUCCUAGUCAAGUUCAACAGCCAUCUACACCCAUCACUCCGAAUGUAGCUUCUUCACCAGUCACACCGCAAACCCCGACCUCGCAGAUUCCUAUGGAUGUAGAUAUGAACAAUGGGCAAAUCCAACAACAGGUGAGUUUACAACAGCAACAACAGCAGCAGCAUUUGGUAGUGAAUUCUAAAACCAAAACAGCACUCGCCAAUAUGUUGAGUAUCAGACUUCAAAACGGCGUACCGCAACCAAAUCAGCAAGCUUCCGUUUCUACGUCGCAGCCUAUUAUUGCUGGUCAGCAAGAAAUGAGUGCUGCUGGUCAAUUGAGAAUGAUGACCGCUCAGCAUCACGCAGCACAACGAAUACAACCACCACCCCCACCUCCGCCGCCAACACCGUCUGGAAAUUCGCAACAACAGUAUCAGCAGAGAACUGUACUGAAUAACGUUACCAAUAACACGCAAAACACUAGUCCUACUUCAGUUGGAAGAGGCGGAAGAGCUAUUAAUGGUGUUAAGCCAUCCAUUAAUAAUCAUUCCGUCAAUCGAGUUACGCAAGCGUUGGCAAAGUGUGCCGCUGGUCAAGUAGCUAGUCAAAACGUCGUUCCACAAACGAGAUUUUACGGACACACUCCCAACUUACAAAUUCCACCUGACAAAUGUUUGUUGGGAUGCGUGUUCUUGAUUGUAGAGUACGAUAAGCAUCCAGAGUUCUGCCAUCAAGUUCCCAAAUGGAAAGUUAUCAUCGAAGAUAAUGGAGGCGAAGUAGAACCUGCGUACUGCAUGAAGUUGACGCAUAUAUUAUGCCAAACGCAAAAACAUCCCUUAGUGCAGCAGGGUUUAAGAGACGGUAAAAGGUGCGUGACGGCUGAUUGGUUGAGUGACAUUCUUGCAAAGCAGCAACUAAAUCCUCCAUUUUUCGCGUUACAUGUUCCUGUACCAUUCAGUGACGAGCGCCCUUGCAGACAGUUUAUGAUGUCGUUAACUGGAUUCAAAGGUGAUGAGAGAACGCGUGUAAAACAUAUGAUCGAGCUUACUGGUGCAAAAGUCACCUCAUAUUUUUCGACUGAUAAUAAUUUUUUGAUCUGUCGACGACCUGAAGGAAAAAAAGUAAAGAAAGCGCGUGACUAUGGAAAACCAGUUGUGAAUGUUCAGUGGUUGAAUGAAAUUAUUUUCGGUCAUUUCUCUUGCAUAUAUCAGCCAGAUUUACCAAAAUUUCAGCAAUACAACAUCAAUAAUCCUUUUAAAAUCGAAUACGUUUUAAUUAUGCAUUUGAUGAUUCCUUGGAAAAUUCCAAUUCAUGUGCCACCAGAAAUUUUGGAAAAGGUUGCAGCUGGUUCUUCAACCCAUAUCAACAAAAGGAAACGUUCCAGACCAAGCACAUCCGGAAUCAUGGACCUAGAUCAGGAAAAUUCGGAAGCUCUGUUAAAUGAUGUAGCAGUUACAAAUCCGAAUCCGCCAGCUAUUGAAUCUCGCCCAUUGGUUUUAUUUUCCGGUUUCGUUAAUCCUAUUAAUGAACAGAAGAUGGUAAAACAAUUGGGAGGUGAAUUAGCCAAGUCUGCUCGCGAUGCGACCCAUCUUGUAAUGAAUAAAGCUGUGAGAACUUACAAGUUUUUGUGUUGUAUUUCAACCUGCAAACAUAUAGUGAAUAUCAAUUGGUUGAAGGAUUCGUUCAGCCAUAACACUUUUCUAGACGAAGCCCCGUAUACUAUCGAAGAAGUAGAAAUUGAAGGCGGAUCUGUUAAAUGUAACGUUAGUAAAGUGCUUCAAUCUAAAGAACGAAAUCAAUUAUUCAAAGGUAAAAUUUUCUAUAUUACUCCCGGUGUUGUGCCUGCUGCGUCGGCAUUACGGGAAAUAAUAGAAUGUGCUGGAGGAACUGUUGAAAAACAACGAAGGUCUUUGAAAAAUAUUCAAGAAAUGAAACCUAGAACGUAUUUGCCUAUUACUUGUUCUGGAGACCUGCAUCUAGUUGCCGAUUUAAUUCAAAAUGAUUGCGGUGCGUAUAAUGCUGAAUUUGUUUUAACUGCUGUGAUGACUCAGCACAUUCAAUAUGAUACCGUGUUUAGAAAAGCCAAAUCAAAUUCUAAUCAUUUGCCGUAACUACUUUUAAGAAUGAUUCUCCAUUUACGUUUUACGGAUAUAUAAUACAUACUUAAUUCCUUUGCUCUGCAUUUUUAUUAAUCUAAUUUGUGAUACAAAGUAUUGUAUUUCAUCAAUUUCAUAGGUUUUAAAAUUUCACCAUUGAAGUAAUAUACAUGCUAUUUCAAAUGAACGGUUUACUAAUGAUGUAAAAGUAUAUAAUCAGUCAUAAAGGAUCUGCCCUUUCACACCUAGUAUGUUAUAUUUUCAUUUCAUCGAGUUAUUGAAGCAAAAAAUUUUUCUGAGUGUUCAUUUACUUUUAAGUUUUUUCUUACGUUUACGUUUAAUUUGUAUAAUGAAUCAUCGGGUUUGAAAAUAUCAUUUUUGUGAAGAAAACUAUUUAUUUUUUUAGAUUUUUCAGUAAAUACCUAACCUUUCUUUGUUGUUUAUAAAGAUGAUUCUUGUAAAUGUUUUUAUUAUGAAGUAGGUACUAUGUUUUAUUGUUUUUUUGCCUUCAUUUUGUCACGGUGUAUAAAUCUAAUAUUACGUAGAGUUGUACUCGUAUAUUGUGUGUGAUUAAAUGUUUUGAUUUCUA